AGGACAAUGGUAUCCAGUGUUCGUGAGUGAUCUAUUUCGUGAGGAAAAUGUACUUUAAACAACUACUUCAGUAUUAUGGUAAAGCGAAGUGGCACGUCUACCGGUCGAAAGCAGAACCUCCUCCAGCUACCCGUCUAGAAGAUCUUACCGCUGUAGGAAUACCUUCCACGUCGAGAGUAAUGAGUAAGGUGGAGGACCGACGGCAAGGGAUCAGAAGAGCUGCUGGAAUCGCCGAACAAAAAUCAAACCGUUCGAUUGGUUUUUCCCAAUUGAAAAAGCGGUCUUCAGAUGUUUCGCUAGAGACCAGCAUGACCACGGUGACCAAGAGCAGCAAGACAUACGACACAAACGAAACAAAAGACGAAAAGCGUAGAAAAAAGCUCACCCCCGAAGAGUUGAAAAGGGAUAGCGAAUCGCCCAAACAACAAGUGGUCCUACCUCAGAAAAAGCGAGUCCUUCCGGCGUCAGCAACAAACAGUCCGGCAAAGAAAAAUCAGAAGACAAGUUGCUACAACACCUCACCUCAGGAGGAGGCGGCUGCUGACGAAAAUUUAAUUAGAGAGACCGAAGCAGCCCUAAAGAAUUUGUCGGGCAGCUGGCCGGGCCCCCGGGGCUCCUCCUAUACCAAGCACCAAGAGGAAUCGCCCGCAUUCGAGAAUCUUUUCGAGGAAAAGAAAUCAAACCCCAAAUACUCGCCCUCGUCUAACUGUUCGUCUUCGAGUAGCGGUAGUGAGAGCGGCUGUUCCCUAAAAGACGUCAUAACCCUGCGGGAGCCGAGUGGCGAUUCAGAUAAAUCCGGCAAAGGGGAUAAGACGACGUCGACGGCUGGCAAACAGUUAAAAAUUAAACAAGAAAGCGAUCUCGAUAACCUGAUAAAAAUCGAGAACGAGUGCGCCUCGAUCCAAGCGCAAACAAAGGCGAAAAGUAAACUGAACGCAGCAACUAAAGGGUCGAAUGAGCCGCCGCCGACCCUUUCGUCCCACUACGAACCCCCCGACUUCAACGAAUUAGUCGACGACUCGUCUAACGAAUUAGAAAUUGAUAUGUCGGAAGCGAGCGGAGACAGAGACGACAGCACCACUAACGAUGACAAAUUGCACUCAUCGCCGAAAGAAAAACGAAUCGAACCGUCAAAAUCGACAAAAUACUCCUUGGAGGAAUCCGCACCAUCAGUCAAUAAUAACACCUCCCCGUUCCUUCCCUACAUCCGUUCCAAUAUAACGUCGUCCGCGUCACCUUUCUCGAGCUCUUCCGCGUUCCGACCUCCGAAUCUCGAAUCUUCGAAAAAACCACCGAUCGGGGUCAGCCCUUUGGGUCCGUAUCCCGGCGAGGCGACCUUUGUGGGCUACAGUAGCCUACCGUCGUCGUCUUCAGACAACCGCUCGCCCAUGUCGUCGCCCGAAAACAAGAAAGUUCCCUUGCCCCAACUCAAGCAAGAGAAUCUCGCAAAUAUCGACACGUCGUCGUCAUGUUCAAGCGCGGAUAACAAGUCGGUGGCGUCCCCCGAGGACGUGAACAAACAGUAUACGAUCCUGCAGCCCGCCGGCGCCGGUUCUCGGGCAGCCAGCGCUCUUCAGGAAGCCGCAAGGGACGGGGUUCAGAGCAUGUCUGCGGUCUCUAGCAGCAGCAGCAGCAGCAGCAACAGCAGCAGUAGCAGCAACAGUAGCAACUCCUCGAACGAAUCCAAAACCUCCGCGGCUGCUCCCUUCGACAGGGUUUCCGGAACUUUAUCUCCAAACAGCAUCGGCAGAGAGAGCAGUAAAUGUCCCACUCCGGGUUGCAACGGUCAGGGACACGUCACAGGCCUCUACUCCCAUCACAGGAGUUUAUCAGGAUGUCCUAGAAAAGACAAAGUUACUCCCGAAAUCCUGGCAAUGCAUGAAACAAUCCUGAAAUGUCCCACGCCUGGAUGCAACGGCCGUGGACAUGUUAGCUCGAAUCGAAACACGCACAGGAGCCUGUCAGGUUGUCCUAUUGCAGCAGCCAGCAAACAGGCUGCACGGGAACAGAAAUAUCAUGCGUCACUACAACACAGAAUUCGAUCGUCGCCGAAUUCGUCGCUUGUGAACUGCCAAGGCGACUUCGCCCAAUCGGGAUUCGAGAGUAAACAAAAUCCCGUUUCCGCAAACGUUGACAUAAAGCCCUCUUAUCUGGCUUCUUACGAAACAGCAAGCGGAAGUCAAAGCAUUUCGUGUAACAACACCAAAACGGACUUCGGCUCUUAUUAUUCGAAACUCCAAGAGGGUAAAAGUGAUACCGGAAUGAAGAUUCCCAAAUCAGAAUCCGUCACCGCAAACUGCUGCAGCAUGCCAGGAAGAAAUGACCUUCUAAUACCAAAAACGGAAACUUCAAACUCCUGCGCAUCUCCAUCGGGAAUUCGAUCCUACGAUCCCUACACGAACCAAGAUUCGAAUUCCUCUUCAAUGUCUGGAAUGGAAAAUGUUACCAGUACUCGCGGCCAUCAUCAUUCAAUGCAACCGCCAUCUUUGCACCAUCAAAAUCCGCAUUCGUCUAGCUAUAGCCUCGAUGAAACACGUCAGUUACCUCAUCGGUCACCUUAUCAACAGUCGCCCAUGUCUGGCGAUGAACUGUACAGAUCUGACCAUUCCAUGAGAUACACUGAAAUCGGCGAUUCCAUAAGCGGUGGAAUAGCAAGGCCCACGGUGACGUACCCAAGUGAGAUGGGAUCACGACCAUACGACAGUUCCCUCACAAGCCACCGUCCGUACGAUCCAGGGACGGCAUUUGAAAGGUACGAUUCGUCGAACCAAUGUAACACUCUGCAACAGCCCAUGCCGCAAAGAGCUCAAGGAAUUUACGGCUACGGAUCGAUAGAAAACCAACAAGAGCAUAGGUACCAGCAAGAAACUGGCACUUCUCUGUCUCUGGGUGGUUCCGGUGCGGUUAUGAAAACGGAAGACCAAGAACCCACGCAACCUCUGUAUCCAAGACCAAUGUACCAGUACGACGCAUCUGCAGGUCCCAUUCCGAUGGGGUUUUCCGCUAUUAAUUUGUCAGUAAAGUGCGUUACGACAGCCCAGAGUCAACUCAAAGGCGGAGGACCUCACACGUCUCCAGGAGGAACCGUCAUGGACUUGUCCACAUCCAGCGUUACCACCAGCAGUUCUCAGGUGGCGUACAACUCCUCGUACGGAGGCCAGCAGCGGAUGGGAGGAAGCCCGCGAGCUGCCGCCAGUCCCCACUUGUCCUCCGCCAGUCCCCAGGUGCCCAGCCCACAAGGCCAAACGCUAGACCUCAGCGUCAGUCGACUGUCCCACAGUAGCGGUACUAGUCCAUCUCGAUAUCAUAACGGUCACGGCGAGCCGGUACCGGUACAACAGGGUUUCGUAGGACCGCGGGGCGAACAAACAGAACCCGUCGACUUCAGCGCCGCUAAUGAACCGGUUAAUUUCAGCGGAGUCCGUCCAGUUGCCACCUUUGCUGCUGGACCAGUUAUCGGACCGCCACCCGGAUCCGGUUACAGCAGGGAAUCCACGCCAGACAGUGGAGGAUCUCACUACAUGGACCCUUACAGAGACCCUUCCGGAUACGGCCCUGUUAGUCCACAUCCUGGAUAUGGAAUGACGCCUGUAACAACGGAUUAUCCAACGAAUCCUUACACCUCGUAUCCCGGAACUGGAUACUCCUGUGGCGGCACUUAUCCAGGAGCGGUGACCACGGGAUACCCUGCUCCACCGAGUGGCUACUCACCAGGUCCAUGCUACUCCAUGCCUCCACCUCAACAUUCGUUACCUCAACACGAUAAAGUGUCAGGCAAAGACAAUGGUUUGUCGGGUUGUCCGAGGGCAGAUCGCUCUCAAAUACAGACACACUCACAAGAAUUGAAAUGUCCCACCCCUGGAUGUGACGGAUCCGGUCACGUAACAGGAAAUUAUUCAUCUCAUCGGAGCCUGUCAGGAUGUCCAAGGGCCAACAAGCCAAAAAGUAAACCGAGAGAUGGACAGGACUCUGAACCUUUACGAUGCCCCAUUCCAGGUUGCGAUGGUUCAGGACAUGCGACAGGAAAAUUUCUGUCGCACAGAAGUGCUUCUGGUUGUCCAAUCGCCAACCGGAACAAAAUGAGAGGAGUUUUGGACAAUAGCGGAAGCACAGAUCACAAGGCAGCAGUUGCUGCCGCGGCUGCGAUGAAAUUCGAAGGUGUAAAUUGUCCAACCCCCGGUUGUGAUGGUACAGGACACGUGAACGGAUCCUUCCUGACCCACAGAUCUUUGAGCGGCUGUCCAGUGGCAGGACAGACGGCUAAGAAACAGAAGUAUGAUGAAAUGCCAUCGUUUUACCCUAAGGCCUAUGCAGGAAUGGACGGUCAACCUGGAUCCGGAGAAGACCUCAUGACACUGGAAGCCGAAAUAUCAGAAUUACAAAGGGAGAAUGCCCGAGUUGAAUCGCAAAUGUUGAAACUGAAGAGUGAUAUCACGGCCAUGGAAACUCACUUAACUCAUGGAGAAAAGGAAAACCAGGCUCUCGCCCAUCGGAACAACAACCUGAACGAAUAUUACGAAAACAUCCGCAACAACUUCAUCAAUAUCCUGUCGGAAAGGGUGCGACUUCCCCCGGACGGCAGCGACGUCCCGGAGAAGAUUGGACACGAAAACUUCGACUCCUACCUGAACAAACUUCAAACGCUUUGUUCGCCAGAGAACUAUUGCACCGAGGAGAACAGACCACUGUAUGAAACGGUCAAGUGCGUUCUACAGGACUUCACCGUGCUACCUACACCCAUUUAAUAAUAAUGGUAGUUAAUUAGUUUUUCAUUUUACGAUAAUAAUAAUAU
Messenger RNA from Agrilus planipennis (emerald ash borer), 4792 nucleotides. Its product is annotated as myelin transcription factor 1. Gene Ontology annotation, cellular component: nucleus. The transcript is spliced from 18 exons. Gene Ontology annotation, biological process: regulation of transcription by RNA polymerase II. Gene Ontology annotation, molecular function: zinc ion binding; RNA polymerase II cis-regulatory region sequence-specific DNA binding; DNA-binding transcription factor activity, RNA polymerase II-specific. The record is from RefSeq and is a predicted model, not a curated record. Lineage: Eukaryota; Metazoa; Arthropoda; Insecta; Coleoptera; Buprestidae. Bases 48 to 4745 code for a protein of 1565 amino acids.